UUCGACGCGUUAUGUACCUGUAUCCAGUCUAGGAUAUCACUAGUUUCAUGCUUCGAAAGACCGUUUGCCAGUGAAAUUGUAUUAAUUAUUUUCUGAACUUGUACUUUAUUUUCAAUUUUCUUUAAAAAAACUUUGAAAACAAUGUCUUUGGAAGAGAGGUUUAAUAAAGCAGCAGAGAAUAUUAAAACGUUGACGGCCAGGCCCACUGACGAUGAAUUGAAAGAAAUUUAUGCCUUGUUUAAACAGGCCACUGUAGGAGAUAUUAAUGUCGCACGACCUGGAAUGCUGGAUUUCAAAGGCAAAGCUAAAUGGGACGCUUGGAACUCUAAGAAAGGCAUGUCUUCUGAUGCUGCUAAAGAAGCCUAUAUUUCAAAAGCCGCCGAGUUGAUGGCAAAGUACAAAUAAAUUGUAAGUCAUGCCCUAGUGUGAAAACGAGAAAUCUUUCUCAUUUAUCACGCAAACUUUAGCCCAAUGAAUUGUUAUUAAAAUUUUUCAAGACUGGCAGAAGUUUCAAAUGAAAUACACGACUGUUACCAAAUAA
Daphnia carinata is the source of this 541-nucleotide messenger RNA. RefSeq names its product acyl-CoA-binding domain-containing protein 7-like. The transcript is spliced from 3 exons. Gene Ontology annotation, biological process: fatty acid metabolic process. The record is from RefSeq and is a predicted model, not a curated record. Gene Ontology annotation, molecular function: fatty-acyl-CoA binding. The coding region runs from base 142 to 405 and encodes 87 amino acids. Lineage: Eukaryota; Metazoa; Arthropoda; Branchiopoda; Diplostraca; Daphniidae.